Paraglomus occultum is the source of this 846-nucleotide messenger RNA. Lineage: Eukaryota; Fungi; Glomeromycota; Glomeromycetes; Paraglomerales; Paraglomeraceae. The record is from the annotation of a GenBank genome assembly.
AUGUCUUGGCUUCAACGUACGGACGAAUGGAUAAACCUCACGACAAAAAUAGGCGCAUGCUUAUAUACAUUGGGAUUUGACAUCGUUUAUGCGUUUUCCGCACAAAGAUAUAAUACAGGGGUAAAAACGCAUGCGCCGUUGACGACAUUCGAUCGCACCAAUACCUUGGCUGUGUUGGUUGGAAAUACAAAGCAUCUGUGGCAUAUUUUCGCUUCGUAUGUACGCCAUAAUCACGACACUCAAAAACACCCCUUGGACACAUACACAAACAUUUGCAUUGAGCACGUUGUAUCGAGUCUCGUUGCUCGUUACCCAAACAGUCUUGCUUAUGAUAUCAGAUAUGCUUACGAAGUAGCACCGGAAAGAUUAGUCUCAUUUCAGCAAUUAAUGACAUCUGCCUCAUUUGCAUAUUACAACCCCAACUGCUUUCUAAGCAUACAUCCUAAAUAUGGUCCCUGGUUCGGUUUACGAGCCGUUAUUACGAUCGACAUGGAAGGUCCCGCUGAAACGAACUCACAACCGCCAUUGAUGAACCCAUUUCCAGAAUUAGAUGAGGUCUUGGCACGUAAAUGGGAAGAAAUUUGUAAAAGUGGUGUUCUAUCCUCAUUGCGGUCGUCUUAUGAACAACCAAAUAUGGAAACAGAUGUGGAUGCGGAAAUGGGUAAUAAUAGUAAUGAACGAACAGUAGUUGUCGAUGAUGACGAUGAUAUCAUCAAGAACAGUGGUUGGUACAAAUUAGUUGAAUUGAGAGACCUUGCCUCGAAUAUUCAGCCGCAUCCCUAUCGUUACAGCAUGAAUCAGAUUUGCUACCAUUAUACUAAAGACCCAAAAUAUCUUUGUGAAUAA